UUGGCAUUGAGGCUUCCACCUCUAGAGCGCUCACACGGGAGUAAUUUUUACCGUAGAAAUUGCAAUUUAACGCCUUGCGAUCGCCAGAAACUCAUAAAAUACUAGAUACCGAUUAUAACAAAAUAGGGCCUGCCAAUGGCAACGGAUUAGGUACGUGGAUAUAUCCAAUUCCAGACCUAAUUAUCUCCCUAAGCGUGUGUGAGUGCCUGCGUGGGUGUAUGGAAAAAAUUAACAAAAGCGCAGUAACAGCAGCAACAACAACAAGGAAACGCAUCAAUUUCGAGGUUUAUUGCAUAUACUAGAAAAAUAAACAAUCAAGUUGGAGGAGAACUGGAUAUCGUAUGCCCAGUGGCUGAUUGAUAAACAACCCGAAAAAAACCCUCGAAAUUCUGGAGUAGGACGGGCCACGUCGCUAUCGCUUAUCUACUGCACUGAGAGAAAAACAAACGAAGUGUGCCAUUCGUAUUCGAUAUUUGCCUUCAAAUUCUCUGGCGGCCGUGAUUAGUUCCCAAAAAUAAACAAACCCAAAAAACAUGUCCUCGUCGUCGGCGUCCGGCGGUCGAAAGCAGCCCACUGCCGUGUCCCGGAUGAAGCAGGACUACAUGCGGCUCAAGCGGGAUCCCCUGCCCUACAUCACCGCUGAGCCGCUGCCCAACAACAUCCUCGAGUGGCACUACUGCGUCAAGGGUCCGGAAGACUCGCCCUACUACGGCGGCUACUACCACGGCACCCUGCUAUUCCCGCGCGAAUUCCCCUUCAAGCCGCCCUCCAUCUACAUGCUGACGCCGAACGGACGCUUCAAAACCAACACGAGACUGUGCUUGAGCAUAUCAGACUUUCAUCCGGACACUUGGAACCCCACCUGGUGCGUGGGCACUAUUCUUACUGGUCUGCUGAGCUUCAUGCUCGAGAGUACACCCACACUCGGGUCCAUUGAGUCGUCGAACUAUGACAAGCAAAUGUUUGCUCAAAAAUCGCUAGCAUUUAACCUGCGCAACACCAACUUCUGUGAGCUGUUUCCCGACGUGGUCGAUGAGAUCAAGCAGCGAUUGCAGGGUACCCAGGCGGCGGCUGCGGCGGGAGGUAUUGCGUCUACCUCGAGCGGAGCAAAGCGGUCCAACGGGCUGGCCAAUGGCGCGGCCUUGGCAUCGGCGGAUGGCAGUCUGGCGGCGGGUGGCUUGGCCAAUCCACAGAAUGCAGCGGACGCAAUCGAUGGUGGUGCGGGGGGUCAGGCGGAUUUGGCCAGUGGCGGCGGAGCGUCGGCACUGCAGAACAGUGCACGGAAUUCCUAUUUAAACUGGCAGUCCGUCUAUUCAAACCUGGUGAUCAUCAUCUGCUUUGCGAUAUUUGCCCUCAUUGUUAAUUACGUGAUCAAGAACCUGAAUCAGGAAUAGGAUUAACGACACAGCCUCUAUAUUUAUAUACAAAUAUAGUUACACAUCCGUAUGCAUGUGCAUAUUUAAUCUAGUUAACUCUAAAGUAUAGUAGUCUUCGUGGAUUCAGUACCGCUUUAGAAGUAUUUACAGACCCCGCUUCAAACCCAAAAUAACCGCCACAGGCGCCGCCAUCCAUUCCCACAUUUCCCACGAUCUGAAAUUAUUGGCAAUAACAACUAGAAACACAGAAACACAUAUUUCUAAACUCAAUUUGUGAAAUCUUUAAAUUGUUUUGUUAUGUAUUCAUUACUAUUAAAGUCUAGUUUAAUACAAAGUGAAUGCAGCCAGGAAUAUGUUUGUAAAUGAAUAAAAAAAAAACGGCAACAUAUGAGCUCGUGUACAAAUUA
Messenger RNA from Drosophila gunungcola (fruit fly), 1783 nucleotides. Its product is annotated as ubiquitin-conjugating enzyme E2 J2. Bases 534 to 1394 code for a protein of 286 amino acids. The record is from RefSeq and is a predicted model, not a curated record. Lineage: Eukaryota; Metazoa; Arthropoda; Insecta; Diptera; Drosophilidae. The transcript has 5 exons.